AUGGCCGUCCCUCUACCACCGCAAUGGGUCGUUGACCUAAACGCCCCUCCAACCGCCAAACCAAAGACGUCGACCAUUCCCGACCCACCAGGCUACACUGCCCCGACCACCGUCACCACUUCCAAGUCGUCCAAGAACGCCGUCGCUCAGACAUCUGCUCGCAAGGCCCCUACCGCAGAAGAGAUGGACACUUUGAAGCUCAAGAAGGCCUGGGAGGUUGCCAUCGCUCCAGCCAAGCAGCUGCCCAUGAACGCUUUCGGCAUGUACAUGUCGGGCAACAGUCUCCAGAUCUUCAGUAUCAUGAUGGUCUUCAUGCUGUUCAAGGGUCCUAUCCAGGCCCUCAUCAACAUCCAGAGCGUAUUUGCUCGCUUCGAGUCUGAAGGCACCCGCGACCGCCUGAUCAUGGUCAAGCUUGCCUACGUCGCAUGCAACUUCCUGGCCUUGGCUCUUGGUAUCUGGAAAGUGAACGGCAUGGGUCUGUUGCCGUAUGUUUUCUUCUCCUAUGGUCUUUCCUUGCUAAUGUGA
Aureobasidium vineae is the source of this 525-nucleotide messenger RNA. NCBI's taxonomy places the organism in Eukaryota, Fungi, Ascomycota, Dothideomycetes, Dothideales, Saccotheciaceae. The record is from the annotation of a GenBank genome assembly.